Messenger RNA from Amoebophrya sp. A25, 440 nucleotides. NCBI's taxonomy places the organism in Eukaryota, Dinophyceae, Syndiniales, Amoebophryaceae. The record is from the annotation of a GenBank genome assembly.
GCUUUACUGAACUGGCCUCGUACUACCAAGCGCAGUGCCGAAAGUACGGUACGCGCGUUUGCGGCCACGUGGUGAUAGGAUUCCAGCUAGGCCUUGCGACCUGUCAGAUGCGAAAGGCGUCUGCUAGGUCUCUCAUGCACAUGCUUUUCGACGAAACAGGACUGCGAAAACUGUUGCAAAAUGAAGGUAGUGAACAACGAGCUGGCACUUCUUCCGGACCAGGCGCAUCAUCAUCUUCCUCAAGUACAGGACCCCCUACAUCAACUUCCAGUUCAACAGCGCCACCAGUUCCGAGACCGUCGUUCGAAUUAGAGGCAUCAGUGUCCUCGUCUGGCAGCUCUACCGAUUACGAUAAGGCCCAUCUUGACGGUCCGUUGAUGCUCUACCCUUUGAUGCGGUGUUUGCAGCUCAGGGUAUCAGCUUUCGUAAAACAUUUGGAC